AUCACCACCACCACCACCACCGCACCGCCCAAGCAGCCCCUCCACCGUCACGCUCCCCACCCACCCCCGCCACCUCCCCGCUCCUCGCCGGCCACCCAGCAAACAAACCCUAGCCCCAGGCCCCCCUCCUCCGGCCACCUCCCCGCAUUUCCGGCAGAUCCGCCGUCGGCCGCCCAGAUCCGCCCAUGCGCCUCCCGCUCCUCCUCCUCGCCCUGCUCGCCGCGGCGGCGUCGGCGCCGGCCGCCGCGGCGACGCUCUCGACGAGGAUGGUGCACCGGCUCUCCGACGAGGCGCGUGUGGCGGCGGGGCCCCACGGGGCGGCGCGGUGGCCGCCGCACGGGAGCGGGGGCUACUACCGCGCGCUGGUGCGGAGUGACCUCCAGCGGCAGAAGCGCAAGCACCAGCUCCUCUCCGUCUCGGAAGCCGGCGGCAUCUUCUCCCCCGGCAACGAUUUCGGCUGGUUGUAUUACACAUGGGUGGAUGUCGGGACGCCGAACACUUCCUUUAUGGUCGCAUUGGAUACUGGAAGUGAUCUGUUCUGGGUACCCUGUGAUUGUAUCGAGUGUGCUCCAUUGGCUGGCUACCGUGAAACUUUGGAUAGAGAUCUCGGGAUUUACAAACCAGCUGAAUCAACAACGAGUCGGCAUUUGCCCUGCAGCCAUGAGCUUUGCUCAUCAGGUUCAGGCUGUUCAAGCCCAAAGCAGCCUUGCCCAUACAGCACUGACUAUCUUCAAGAAAACACAACCAGCUCAGGUUUACUAAUUGAGGAUGUUCUACACUUGAACUCCAGAGAGAGCCAUGCACCAGUGAAGGCUUCAGUCAUUAUAGGUUGUGGUAGGAAGCAAAGUGGUAGCUAUUUGGAUGGUAUUGCACCAGAUGGACUUCUUGGCCUUGGGAUGGCAGAUAUCUCAGUUCCUAGCUUCCUUGCAAGAGCUGGAUUAGUUCGAAAUUCCUUUUCGAUGUGUUUCAAGGAAUAUUCUGGGAGAAUUUUCUUUGGUGAUCAAGGAGUGUCUACCCAACAGUCGACGCCAUUUGUUCCUUUAUAUGGCAAAUUUCAAACUUAUGCUGUUAAUGUCGACAAAUCUUGUGUUGGCCACAAAUGUUUUGAGGGUACUAACUUCGAGGCCAUAGUUGAUAGUGGAACAUCAUUCACAGCUCUUCCCCUGAAUGUUUACAAGGCUGUCACUGUCGAGUUUGACAAACAAGUUAAUGCCUCAAGAAUAACCCAGGAAGAUGAUUCUUUUGAAUACUGCUACAGUGCCAGUCCUCUGGAGAUGCCUGACGUGCCAACUGUAACUCUUAAUUUAUCUGCAAACAAGAGCUUUCAGGUCGUUAAUCCUACAAUUGUACGCAAGAACGGAGAGGGAUCGAUUGCUGGCUUUUGCUUAGCUGUUCAGAAGUCACCAGAGCCUAUUGGAAUCAUUGGACAGAACUUCCUGACUGGAUACCACAUUGUUUUUGACAAAGAGAACAUGAAGCUGGGCUGGUACCGGUCUGAGUGCCAUGAUCUUGACAACAGCACGACGGUGCCCUUGGGCCCGUCGCAGCACCACAGCCCGGGGGAUCCGCUGCCGUCGAGCGAGCAGCAGACCUCUCCCACCGUGACGCCUCCUGCCGUCGCAGGCAAGGCGCCGACCUCCUCGAGCGGGCCGUCGAACUUACAUAAGCUACUCGCCAACUGUUGCUGGCUGCUGUUUCUGACCAUCUCCACCGUGUUCUUCAUCUCAUGAAUCAGCAACUGAAUAAACCUAACUGGUGAUAGCCCCUGUAUAUCGCAUAAGUCCCGUUUGUCACC
Molecule: messenger RNA, 1795 nt
Organism: Triticum urartu
Lineage: Eukaryota; Viridiplantae; Streptophyta; Magnoliopsida; Poales; Poaceae
Product: Eukaryotic aspartyl protease family protein
Biological process (GO): proteolysis
Molecular function (GO): aspartic-type endopeptidase activity
Source: RefSeq, a predicted model, not a curated record